This is a messenger RNA of Penicillium psychrosexuale, 2493 nucleotides long. RefSeq lists its product as uncharacterized. The record is from RefSeq and is a predicted model, not a curated record. The transcript is spliced from 2 exons. The coding region runs from base 1 to 2493 and encodes 830 amino acids. Lineage: Eukaryota; Fungi; Ascomycota; Eurotiomycetes; Eurotiales; Aspergillaceae.
AUGCCCUCACUCACUCUAACAGACCCGGACAUGAUCCUACCAUACGAAGUCGAACGCGAAUCCCAAACUCCUUCCCCACCCCAAAUCGCGUACUUCAACUCCCGCAACCAAUCGGAUCCCAAUGCCUCCAUGUCGGCAUCCAGUCGACAGAAGAAAAAUUUUUCCCGUCAUGCAUGGACACACGAAGACGUGAAUGUCAGUCGCCGUCUCUCGGAUAUCGGCGAGGAACUCUCGCCCGCCAGAUUGGAGGGAUUCGGCGACUCGGACGAGCAAGAGCUGGCCAGCUCACCGCUAUUACGUGGGCAGGAUGAUCCAAACAGGGAGUGGAGUAGCUCCAAUUCCACAAUCAGUGCGGGGAGCAGACGCGCUUCCGCUUCCAGGGAUGUGUCCGAGGCGCAAAACGGACGCGACGAAUCUCCCGUUCACCCCGAGGUCGCGAGAGCGCAAGCUACCGCGGUCAUUGGCACUGCAGGGGGCUCUUCCGUGCCUGCUAGUAGCGCGGUGGCGUCUGCAGCUGCAGAGGGCAAGGGGCCCGGGGAGGAGUUUUCCUCGGCGAUACUGAGUAGCGAGGCGGAGAGGAUUUUGGAGAAUGCGAAGAAACGCUUGAAUCUUAUGGAGAACAAUCUCACUCGAGCUCGGUCGACGACGCCGCGCACGACCUCAUCGCCCUCAUCGCCCUCGCCCUCGAAUUCGGGCUAUAUCCAGCCGAUGGGUUUGCACCAGCCUGUGGGUGUACUAUAUCGGUCGAUUUCGCGCACGGAUCCUAAGAGCUUUUCGCUUCGACGGCAGUCGUUUAUUACUUCGCAGGAUACGACGAAUAAUCGUCAUUCAAGGGGGCAGUCUGAGACGAUUGUUCCGUCGGAUUCGAGCUUCUCGAACGAUGACAAGCAAGUUUCGCGCUCUGUCAGUGCAAUGGGCGCGAGCACUUCGUCCAGUCUUCAUACUGAUGAUCGGUCGUUCCCCUAUGCACCUACGAGGGCGUAUCUGACGCAUCGAUCAUCGAUUUCUUCUGCCCAGCCUCCGAUACAUGUGCAAGAGGAGAAAGAGGGCCAAGGGGCGCAAUCGCCUGCUUUCACCGAAGACAGUUCGUCGGGCUCGCCACAUGGCUUGGGCAUUUCCUCGGAGGAGGAAUCGAAAUCGAGCCCAGAUGGUUUCAGUCCAGUCUACAGCUCCUUUGGUCCCCCUAGCCGCGCGCAGUCGCAACUACAGGUGCGGGAUCUCCAGUAUCAGAUGAAGGGGCUUCACAUCAAAAUCUCUUCGCUGAAGGUGAAGAAUCAGGAGGAUAAUCUUCGCCGGCGUAGUUUGCAAAGCCUACGAACGCCCAGCCCCUUGACGGCCGCCGAUCACUGGUAUGCGAAUGCGCUGGAGCUCAGAGAUGGCCAGAGCAGUCGUGGCUCCAAUCCCCGACGUGAAGCCAGCUCUGAAAACACUCGGGGUGUCUCGAAUGAGAUAGCGGCGGAAGAUCGACGCAGAUCCGCCGAGCACGCUGCUGGAAAUGCAUCCAAGCACGCCGAGAAUUGGCAGGGCAAUGAGCCUGACUAUGGCGAUGACCAAUCUAUCGCCGAGACCAUGUACGAAGAUGCCGAAGAAGGUGAUUUUAAUGAGGAAAUUGACCGCGAAGCUCUGGAUGAGAUCUUACGCGAACCGCUUGAUGAUGACCUCGAAAGUGACAUGGAAGCCUUCCCUAACGUGCCGUCGCACACGGACGCGACGCCCCACGAGCUGCGCGAGGAUGCUUUCGACUAUGAGCAUUUCAUCUUGCAUAGCGCACUGGGCAACUACACCCAGCAACUCCGCCGAGUAAGCAACAGCUCGAACGGAUCAGCCGAGACAACCCGGCCCGCAUACACAAAGCGGCACUCCCGUAACAACAGCAACAUGUCCGUCUCGACCGUGGCAACCUUCGCGACCGCAAACGAAGGCGAGCGUCCCGAUGACGAGGAUGACGUUGACAGCGUGAUGUACUGGGACCGACGGUUCAACCAUGGUGCGUUCCCGCGAUCUUUUUCCCCUGACGUUUCCGACACUAAUCCCUGGACAGAGCUGCGACACGGACAUAGCCAUAGCCAUUCCCAAUCUCAUACUCACCACAGCUACCAGCCAAGUCCAAUCCAAGAGAUCGAGGCUGAGAAUGACCGCUCCGAAACACCCCGUGGACCACGGCACCACACCAAUUCACUGGAUCCAAACAACCUUUCCCCUCAGAAACAUACUGGCCGCUCAUCCUCAGCUACGGCCGGUUCUGCAACCCCAACCUCUCUUGUCUCGUCCCUCGUCUCGACUGUGCGCGCGGCAUCCAGCACCCCCAGUGUCGGUGGCAUCAACGAUGAUGACACACAGAUGCUGGAAGCACUGUUCGCCAGCCUUGGUAAAGUCUGUAUGGAUCUGCAGGCAAUCACGAGCUCUGCGGACCCCGAUGAAAAGGCUGCGCGGGUGCUGCGGCGUCGUCUGGAUGCUGCACGCAGAGUGCUAGAGGGAGAGCUUGAUGCUUGA